AUGUCCCGCGCCGCCGAAGGGGCGGGGAGGGCAAGUCGUGGCGUGAGGCAGGAUGAGGUAGAAGUGGAGUUGGAAGGCCAGCGCUGUACUGCCGAGGUGGAUGUAGGGCACGUUCUCCGGUCGAGCGAGGGGUACAGGGGAGAUGUAUUUCCGGAAGAGAUGUUCUUCGAUGUGGGCGGGGAGAGGAGGGCCGAGUUGCGGGGUGGUGUUGACGGUGAAGCGGCAGAUCCAGGAUUUUUUGAGGACGGCGAGGGAUUUGGGGAAGAGGAGGAUUUCUUUGACGCCGGCGAUGUCGUGUUCCGGGUGGGUGGAGAGGAGGCGGUUGGAGAGGGAGAGGCCCGGUUUGAGGGGUUCGGGUGCGGUGGGUUUGCUUUGGAGGCUGCUGAGGCUGCUGCGUGUGCGGCGGCUGCUGCUGCGGGUGCUGUGGGGCAUGAAGACGUUGAGGAAGCUGCCGGAUGGCUGGUAUCUUUAUGA
Molecule: messenger RNA, 474 nt
Organism: Zymoseptoria tritici IPO323
Lineage: Eukaryota; Fungi; Ascomycota; Dothideomycetes; Mycosphaerellales; Mycosphaerellaceae
Exons: 1
Coding region: 1-474 (157 amino acids)
Source: RefSeq, a predicted model, not a curated record